Messenger RNA from Rhodotorula graminis WP1, 1813 nucleotides. RefSeq lists its product as uncharacterized. The transcript is spliced from 10 exons. Gene Ontology annotation, cellular component: nucleus; preribosome, small subunit precursor; cytosol. Gene Ontology annotation, biological process: maturation of SSU-rRNA; protein phosphorylation. Lineage: Eukaryota; Fungi; Basidiomycota; Microbotryomycetes; Sporidiobolales; Sporidiobolaceae. Gene Ontology annotation, molecular function: ATP binding; protein serine/threonine kinase activity. The record is from RefSeq and is a predicted model, not a curated record. The coding region runs from base 43 to 1773 and encodes 576 amino acids.
CGCUCGAGCGCUGCUACUGCCAGCCGGGCCGCAUCAUCAGCCAUGAAAUUGGACGCCACAGACCUGCGCUACAUCUCGUCCGACGCGUUCCGUGUCCUGUCGGCCGCCGAGCAAGGCUCGAAGAACCACGAGAUCGUCCCCUCGUCGCUCAUCGCCCAGCUCGCCGGUUCGCGCGCCGGCGGCGUCAACAAGGCGCUCGGCGAGCUCGCCAAGAAGAAGCUCGUCGCAAAGGUCCAGAACGCCAAGUACGAGGGCUACCGCCUCACGUACGGCGGGUACGACUUUCUCGCGUGCAGGACGUUCGCCAAGCGCGACACGAUCUACAGCGUCGGGAACCAGAUCGGCACGGGCAAGGAGAGCGAUAUCUACGUCGUCGCCGAUGACGAGGGCCAGCAGAUGGUCAUGAAGAUCCACCGCCUCGGCCGCAUGUCGUUCCGCGCCAUCAAGUCGAAGCGCGACUACCUGCGCAAGGGCCAGUCGGCGAGCUGGAUGUACAUGUCGCGCCUCGCCGCCAUCAAGGAGUACGCGUUCAUGAAGGUCCUGCACGACCACGGCUUCCCGGUGCCGCAGCCGAUCGACCAGUCGCGGCACUGCCUCAUCAUGGAGCUCAUCGACGCCUUUCCUCUCCGCCAAAUCUCGGCCGUCCCCUCGCCCGGCGCCCUGUACUCGCUCCUCAUGGACAUGAUUGUGCGCCUCGCGCGGUCGGGCCUCAUCCACGGCGACUUUAACGAGUUCAACCUCCUGAUCCGGGACCACCGCACCGAGGCCGAGAAGGACCGCGACGACGAGACGCCCGACGAGCGCGAUGCGCGCGUCGCACGCGAGGGCGGCGACCACCCGGUCAAGGUCGAGCUCGAGGGCGACGAGUACGACGAGCGCCGGCGCCGAGAGAAGGAGGGCACGCUGCUCGAGCCGGUCUUGAUCGACUUUCCGCAGAUGGUGUCGACCGACCACCCCGAUGCCGAGUACUACUUCAACCGCGACGUCGAGUGCAUCCGCAUCUUCUUUGCGCGCCGGUUCAAGUACGAGUCGAGCGUGUACCCAAAGUUCACGGCCGUCGUGCGCGACGGCGUGCGCGAGUUUGACCUCGACGUCGAGGUGGCCGCGAGCGGGUUCAAGAAGGAGGACAGGCGCGCUCUCGAGGAGUACAUGGCCGAGCUCGCGGCGCACGACGCCGCCAACCCGCAGGAGGUCGCCUCGGACGAGGAGUACAGCGACGAGUCGGCCGCGUCGGGCGACGAGGACGAGGACGAGGACGAGGUCGAGCAGGUCGACGAGCAGGACGACCCGGCGGCGCCGACGAGCGCACCACGACCACGACCAGCGGCAGGCGUCGGUGGCGACGACGACGAUGACGAGCUCGCGCGCCGGGCGGCCGGCCUGCGGUUAGGCAACGACGCGCCUGCGCCGCCGCCCGACGCCGAGGACGCCGAGCGGCCCUCAGACGACGAGUCCGCCUCGGGCUCGGGCUCCGGCUCGGACGACGACUCGGACGACGACUCGGACGACGACGACGACGCGGCCGACGCGUCGCACCGGCGGCACCGCCCUUCUGCGCCGCGGGUCAAGCGCGAGACGCGCGACGUCGAGUCGAUCGUGACGGCGUCGCUGUCGCGCAAGAAGGCGGCGGGCGAGCGGCGGCACCACGGCAAGAAGCCCGUCAGCGCCAACGUGCUCGGUCGGCAAAAGGGCAGCAAGAAGAAGCAGAACGCGAGCGCGAGGGAGGCGAGGGCCGCGGCAAAGCCGGGAGGAGGCGGUGGCGGGUUCUGGUAGACGGACAAGGACGGCGAUGCAGCUCUUUCCUGCUCUCGUG